Messenger RNA from Symbiodinium sp. CCMP2592, 3345 nucleotides. The record is from the annotation of a GenBank genome assembly. Lineage: Eukaryota; Dinophyceae; Suessiales; Symbiodiniaceae.
AUGAAGCCAGUGGCCCUGCGCCAGGAUGAGAGCAUCUCCAGCAAGUUCCUGGGUCAUUUGGACGUUGGACGUCGCUGCAAGGUUCUCCGGACAUCCGCUCCAAAGACGGGCGAACGGCGGCGUGCCCUGGUCACUGAGGACUCCGGUCGCCAAGGCUGGAUUACUAUUGUCGACAGCAGGGGCGAGCCCUGCCUGGCACCGGCCAGUGCAGUCUCGAAGCCCUCUCUGCUGUCGCAGGUCGCCGUGGGCUCACAGCUCGAAGUGCUGUGCAUGCUCAUCGUGCGUGCCGGGGAGGCUCUCAGCAGUCCCUUCCUGGACACGCUCCUGCCACACAGCAGGAUCAAAGUGUUGGAAUUGGCACCGGAGUCCGCCUCGCAGCAGAGGAGGGCCCUCGUGUCGACCGUCUCUGUGGAGCCCAACGAGGAGCACAUCCAGGGCUGGGUCAGCCUCUGCAGCUCCACCGGGGCCCUUCUAGUCAGGCUCGCUGCCGGCGCCACCAAGCUCCCGAAGGCGAUGAAGGCUUCCGCCCACGAGGGCAAGGAGGAAAGCGCUGAUGCGAACACGCGCGUGCAGAUGGUCACGAAGCUGCUCGAGUUGGCGAGGUCGGGAGAUCUGGAGGCCUUCAAGACCAUCGCCGAGGCUGGGGUCCUGGAGCCAGGCACAGAUCGCUCGGCCCUCUCUCCGGUGUCCCCAACGAGGCACACGAAGACGCUCAUCAACCGCAGCGACAUCCGCGGCCGCACAGCGUUGAUGUACGCAUCAGCCAUCGGCAGUCGAGACAUUGUCGACUACCUCUUAAGCAAGGGGGAGGUGUACGUGAAUGCAGUGGACGAUACGCAGAAAACUGCUCUCCACCACGCAGUGAAGAGCUCGAAGGCAGAGAUCUCGCGCCUGCUACUGCGUGCUGGCGCCAUGAUCGAUGCACGCGACCACAACGGAUGCACGGCUCUGAUGCUUGCCGCCGGAACUGGCGAUGUAGACGGUGUCCAGGUCCUCCUGGAGAAGGGGGCCAAUGCGAAUGCGCGGGACUACCUGGGGAACAGCGCGCUGUCCUACGCACAGGACUUCAACCACCAGGAGGUCAUGGACAAGCUCAUCCAGGCGGGGGCCGAAGACGACGAGGAAGAGGAGGACUCCGUGGUGAAGAGCCGCAAGAAGCGAGUGAGGGCUGAGACUGUGAACCAGGAGGAUCUAGAAAAAGCAGCUGCGUUGGCGGUGCUGGACGAUGAUGACGGCCUUUCAGAGGAGGAGCAGCGCCGCGCGGGUGCACAUGAGCGCCUCAAGGAGGUCCUGGAGGGGACAGCGCUGACUCGAGAUCUGGAGGCUGCCUUGGAGGAGGCAACGCAGGCCCUGGUCGAAGAUGAGUCUCUGCUGUCCACGGCCAGAUCUCGAUUGCAAGAUCUGAAGGAUCGGGACGAUGCAAGCGACCACCUCAUGGCAGCUGUGGAAGAGGCCCGUCAGGGCUGCCGCGGCCCUGAGAACCUUCAAACUUUGCAGGAGGCGCUCGAAAAGGCCAAGGCGAAAGGCGUCGCUGAGAAGGAGCUGCAGCACGGCGAGCAGGUCUUGGCUGAGGAGAUGCCCCGUGCACAGGCUCGGCAGCAGCUGAGAGACGCCCAGGCCAAAGGCAGCAGUGCCUUGCGAGAGGCCAUCGCUUUGGCAAAGGAGGCCCGGCUCCCUGCCGAAGAGCUCCGACCUUUCGAGGAGCUGCUUUCGGGCGCCGAGUCCAAGGAGGCUGCAGCAGCAGCGCUGAAAAAGGCCACAGACGCCCGAGAUGUGGCCGCUCUCACCUUCGCCCUCCAGCAGGCCAAAGAAGCUGGCGUGGACCCCGAGCUCCUGGCAACCUCCGAGGCGGUUUUGGCCGUCGAGGCUCCCAAGCAGGAAGCUCGCGAGGCCCUGGCCACGCAGCUGGCCAAGGUGCACGCCGCAGGCGACAAGGGCCCCUCGCUGGAAGAGCUCACUGUGCUGGAAUCGGCUAUCGAAAGGGCCCGCACUGUGGAGCUGCCGGAAGCUGAGUUCGCGCAGGCCUUGGACAUUUUGGCACAGGAGCAGCAGCGUGCUAUGUGCAAGAAGGAGGUAGCGAAAGUCGUGGAGAAGCUGAAGGACGUCGACCGGAACAGCAUGGAGGCCCUGGAAGCAGCCAAAGAGGAGCUGUUCAACGCCCUCUUGGCUGCCAAGGCCGUCGAGGUCCCGUCCGCUGCCCUGCGGGAGGCCGACGGCUUGAGGAGAAGGAUCCACAACGCCUUGGAGGACCUGAAAGGGUCGAUUCGCGUCUUCUGCCGCAUCCGGCCGAUCAACAAGCGCGAGAAGGAGCUCCAGGACGUGGAUGUGACGGAGCUCGUAGACUCGAUGACAGUGAACACCCAGAAGCCAUCCUAUGGCUCGAUUGCAAACGACCCGGAGCAGUUCAACUUCGAUGCCGUCUUCAAGCCCGGCACGCAGGCAGAGGUCUUCGACACUUGCAAAGACCUGGUUCAGUCGGCCUUAGAUGGCUACAACGUGGCGAUGUUCGCGUAUGGGCAGACCGGCGCUGGAAAGACCUUCACCAUGUACGGCAGUGGAACUGGGGACAACGCAGGCACGGCCCCACGGACCAUUUCCGAGCUGUACCGCUUGAUCAAGCAAGACGAAGAUCGAGUUCAAUUCACGGUCAUGGCCAGCAUGAUGGAGCUUUAUCGCAACGAGCUGGUCGAUCUUCUGGUUCCCAAGAGCACCGGCAAUUCCCCGAAGCGGAGGAGUCAAAAUCCUGGUUCGGCGGCUUUGGAGCAGAAGCUCAACGUCCGCGUGGACAAGUCCGGCGCGGUGCAAAUUGAGCACCUGCGGGAGGAGGAGUGCAAGACAGCGGAGGCUUUGUCUGAUCUCUUGGAGCGAGGAAAUCAGAUGAGGACCGUCUGCGCCACCAAGAUGAACAGCGAGAGUUCACGGUCGCAUUUGAUCCUCAUCAUCCGAGUCGUUGGUGUUAACAAGCAGACGGAGCAGAAGCUCAGCGGAAAGAUUCUUCUGUGCGAUCUGGCCGGGUCCGAGCGGUUGAAAAAGUCCGACGUUUCCGGCGACGCGCAGAAGGAAGCCAUCGAGAUCAACAAGUCAUUAACAGCUUUGGGCGAUGUCAUGGAGUCCUUGGUGAAAGGUGCUGCGCACGUGCCAUACAAGAACCACAAGCUCACCCAAGUGAUGUCUGAUGCCUUGGGCGGGACGUCGAAGACCCUGAUGUUCGUGAACUGCUCGCCGGCGAGCUCCAACUACGAGGAGACGGUGAUGACGUUGAAGUUUGCAACCCGGGCGAAGACGAUAACGAACGACGUGAAGCGGAAGAUGGUCGCAAAAGCGAAACCUAUGCCCAAGGCAUAG